Molecule: messenger RNA, 3008 nt
Organism: Procambarus clarkii (red swamp crayfish)
Lineage: Eukaryota; Metazoa; Arthropoda; Malacostraca; Decapoda; Cambaridae
Source: RefSeq, a predicted model, not a curated record
CCACAACAGUUACCUAACUCCUGGGUGUCGGUUUACUCCUAAUGCAUUUGUUUGACAAUAGAUGUGCGCUACAAAGAUGCACAUUCAAUAAGUAAAUUUAUCUUUUAUCUCAGAUUUAUCAUAAUGAUAAUGCCACAGUAAAUUAUAAUGAAUGAUCCUAAUUACAUGAGAUAAUAUAAGAAUAAAAGCUUGGUGGUAGGCAAACAAAUGAAAUAUUAGAUUAUGGUUUCUCACCGUCAUACACAGGAAGCCUGUUGGGCUUAUCAAACUCCAGCUAGCUAAUGACUGACCUCCUGGAUAUGACCUAUACAACAAUCAAACGAUUGUCAGGUGCCUAUUUGCUACUAGGUGAACAGAGGUAUUGGGUGCAAAGGAACAUGCCCAAAAGUCUUUCUAAUUUUUGUUUUCUAAUCCAGGAGCAAUCAUGUUUGAGCAAAUUAAAGGAAACACUUAACGAACUGGCUUACGACAAGCACCAGCUUGCCGAUGGUAAUGGUAUACAGUAUUCUCGAUUUACACCUUACCUCCUUUAAUUUCCAUCCAAUUUAAUUAAUUACCAUUAUUGAGGUAAUACAGUAUAUUAUUCCUAAUAAAUGGCAGCCAACAAAUUGUUGUUAGAAUAGUGACCUGUAUAGUAUAAUAGAGAAAUUAAAAUACCGGUACUUAAUUCCAAGAUUUUUAGAAUUUUGUAUUACAAAUAUAAAGGCACUGAAUACUUGCCGUGUCGUUGGAAUGUUGCGGAAAUUAAAUUACAGUACUGUACUAUGCAAUUACUCUUAUCAAGAGUAAUAGUAAACCAUCUAGAAGAAUAAAUUGUAUUCUUUACAGAUUAUUUAACUACUGUAUUGUUAAAUAUGUAAUAUAAGUAUUGUAGAUCUUGCUAGACAGUCGUAUACAAACAAGAUUUGAUAGCAUUCAGGAGUUCUCACAUUACCAACUAACAUGUUCCCAGGCUUAUCAUUAUCUUAUCAAGAAUAUCAUUAUCUUGAGAAAAUCCGUAGGAGCAGUGAUGAGAGUUCGAACCUAUGCAGUGGGUGUUCCCACGCACACGCUUCUAGCGACUAGACCACAACAUGGAUAAGGAUUGCAACCUGAAGUUCUUCUGAACACACUGAUGCAGUCACAUCUUCUGAACACAUUGAUGCAGUCACGUUAGUGUGAUUACUCUCUGUGUAUAUCAUUAUCUUGUAAAGUCCAUGAACUUCAUUUAGGUGUUGCUUUUGACAUGCCAUGUACCAUAUGCAACUUAGCAUAACUAUUAUGAGGGGUAUCCAGGCACAGCUAACGUCUCUCAAGUAUGAUGAAUCAAUGGAUUUCCAGAAACGACUUCUCACCAGUACUGUUCAACACCCAACUGCUCAAAAAUACCCUGUGACUUUGGCCUACACUCGCUUAUUCCUCAAAGCACUCAUUCAUCAGAUCGAGGUUAGCAACCAUGAAGUGUGUGAAGAACUUUACAUGACAUACACAAAAAUGCUCUCUCAAGAUACUUCGACCCAGUGCAGUAAAUACUGCUUCCGAACCUACAACCUGGAGGACAAUGGUGUCAUCACGCUAAAGGAAACGUGCAAACUCAUUUGUGAUGGCACAACAGGCCUGUGUACUUGGGAGGCUAGUCGUGUUUUAGCAGAUUGGUGUUGCAAAGAAUCUGCUCAUUUUAAAGAUAAAAAUAUUCUAGAGCUCGGUGCCGGUUUAGGUCUAUUGGGCCUAACAGUUCUCCGUAGGUGUAAACCCUUAUCGUACACCUUUACUGACAUUCACCCGACUGUCCUCAAGACUUUAUCAGAAAACAUACAACUUAAUCUUGCUGGAAGAGGCUUUGACUCUAUGCAAUAUGAUAAUGACAAAACAUCCACUGUUAAUGACUGGGCAAAUGAUGUUACCAUAAAAUACAAUGACAUCGAUGUGCAAAUAAAAAAAUUAGAUUGGGCAAGUGAUUCUUGUGAUUGUGAUGUUGAUGUUAUUCUUGCUGCAGAUGUGGUUUAUGACUCGGACAUAAUAAGAGAUUUAGUAAACAUAUUAAAGGAUACCCUCAGCAAGAACUCUGCUUCAGCAGCUUAUGUUGCCAGUACAAUAAGGAACCCAGAUACAUAUGCUUUCUUCAAAGAUACAUUGGCAUCUGUGGGUCUUGCUGCAUGUUCCGAAUCUUACCACCAGUACCAAGAAUCCCCGUCACAACCAAAAUGUUCCAUCACCAUCCUCCAUAUAUCCCUAUUAGAACGUCCAAAUCUAUAAGGUUAUCAAAGUCAAGAUUGGCAUCAAGUAAGGACAACGUCUUGGCUUCAUCCCAUCCAGAAUCAGGGCCCCAGCAAGCAUGAGCGUCUUGUACCAACACGGGUGCUGUAGAUGGCUCCAAGGGGGUAAGCUGAGUCAAACUACUGCAAAAUGUGUUAAUGGAUGGAAGCUCCCCGUACCCUCCUUUAUUCCAAUUUACACCAUUGUUGAUGUUGAGGGAAGAAGUGAGAGAAUCGGCAUCAUCAUUAGAAGCUUCAGAAUACUCGGGACUAGUAAAGAGAUCCUCCUCCACCCCUAGAGAUGCUGGACUAAGUUCUAAGGAUGGUAACGUUGGAGGUGUGUUGGUUGAGGUGGUAAUGGUGACAAUCUGUUGGUGCUGAGAAGUCGCAUGGUCACUUGUAUGGAGAUGAUGGUGAUGGAGAUUCUGGUGAUGGUGAUGCAGGUGGGGAUGUUGUGCAGAGGUGGUGGUAGUAAUUGUGGCAGGGUAUGUGGAUGGGUCACCAGUCUGACUGAGGUCGGUUACUAAUUCUUGGGCCCGACAUGGCCAGGAAUCAUCAUGGACUUCCUCCCCAAGCAAUGUUGACCAAACCAAGUCAUCUCUUAGAUUAUUGCUAGCUUCCCUUAAUUCCUCAUCCACUUCAAUGCCUGAAAAAUAUGAAAAUGGUUUAAUUUAGUCUUAUUCUUGUAAUAAAUAAUUUAUUGUCUUGUAUGUCACAGAAUUUUACUUUUUACUUCCAUAUGAAUAAAUUAAAAUAAAUUGACUAUGAAAAACA